AUGUCCGGUUCCCUGUUCACUGACGAGCCUGAUUACAGUUUGCUGUGGACUGACCAGGAGGCGAAGUCUGGUUAUACCUCCUGUGUGAAGGCUGAACUGUGCGUGCCUUACUUCUUUAGGGAUGUUGGCAGAUGCGAACGAAAAUACCCUGGGGGAGAGCCUAUAGGUCGUUCUGGCGUCUUUGAUUACCUCUUUGAUUUUUACAACUACUUCUUCCCCACGCAUUUGUGUCGGAACUGGUAA
This is a messenger RNA of Perkinsus marinus ATCC 50983, 243 nucleotides long. RefSeq lists its product as hypothetical. The transcript is spliced from 2 exons. NCBI's taxonomy places the organism in Eukaryota, Perkinsozoa, Perkinsida, Perkinsidae. Bases 1 to 243 code for a protein of 80 amino acids. The record is from RefSeq and is a predicted model, not a curated record.